AUGUGUGUUGACGAUACAGUUUUGGAGAAGUUUGUUUCAGAGAACGACUCCAGUUUUUCGCUUGGAAAUGUAGAAAUGAAGACGAAAGAGAUAAUUUUGGAACGAUGUCGUAGAGUUUUAGAAAGUGAUAGCUCCUCUGACUUAUAUAUUUGUCUUUCCUGUAUCCGGAUACUGACACGCGAUGAAAUCUCCCGUAAGGAGUUGACAUCUGAUUUCUUUUUAUCUCAACUCCUCAAGUAUGCUUUUCCUUAUGGAGCUGGUUCACAGUGUUGUCGGAUAAACAUAGAGGCACUAAAGUCACUGUCUAACAUUAUAUUCAAGGAAACAUAUGUUAUUAGUCGACUAAAGUUGGUUGUCUUAAUCUGUUGUUACACUUCAGGGAAUUGGGUGUUGUAA
Molecule: messenger RNA, 396 nt
Organism: Trichobilharzia regenti
Lineage: Eukaryota; Metazoa; Platyhelminthes; Trematoda; Strigeidida; Schistosomatidae
Source: the annotation of a GenBank genome assembly